Molecule: messenger RNA, 1521 nt
Organism: Lachancea lanzarotensis
Lineage: Eukaryota; Fungi; Ascomycota; Saccharomycetes; Saccharomycetales; Saccharomycetaceae
Gene: MDM36
Product: LALA0S03e05732g1_1
Exons: 1
Coding region: 1-1521 (506 amino acids)
Source: RefSeq, a predicted model, not a curated record
AUGGAAUAUAAUGACCCCAUACUAAGUCAUUUCCAUGCUGAAAACCCGGUAAGUAAAGAACAAUUAUCAGAGCUUGUCGAGCAGCAAAAACGUAGAGCUGGUUCGUCUUCUUCCCAGCGGGGUUCAACACAUGGAGAGCAAAGUCUGCGGCGGUGUGAAUCCGCUUUGUCUAUUUUCACCGAUCUUAUCAAGCUCCAAUUUCUAGUACACAAAUCAUGGGAUCUGCAGGCACUUUCCAAGAGCGUUCUACUGAGAUUUGGGAUCCAAACCGGCUCAAUUCCAACCCAGGAUCCUAAAAUGGACCACGCGGAGACUUUUUAUCGAGAAUUGGCCCUCAAAACCAUCACACGCUGCGGGAAACUGUCGGAAGCUAUCGAAAAGCUUUCGUCAGACUCUCAACGUAUUCGCGAAUAUCUCGAUGCUCAGACUUCAAAUGACCCCACCGCUUGUCUGGAAGACUGUACUUGUUUACUGCUAGAAAUUUGGUUUCUGUGCGGCAAAAACAUGCGGUCACUCAAGAGAAAUAUAGCGGAACUGUUCAUCAGAGCAAAACUCUUACUCAUAGAUUGCGAGCUAGAAGUAAUGAAGUCUUUGGCUAGCGAAGAUGGAUACGGUACUCUACAAGAGACUGUUGUAUCUUACAGAUCGUUUAUCAAAGUGCUUCUACAACAAGUACAGGACGCAGCUGUCAGUAAUGACCAAACAUCUUUUGAAGAAUGUCUGCAAGUUUUUCUAGAUGUCGAAUCCAUGUUCAACGCCAUGAAUUUCAGCUACUUGCUUUACGAAACACAGCAAGUGGACCCAGAGACUCAAUUGACUUCAGUUUCAAGAUCCAAUAUCGUUCAGGAGGCAGCCGAACUGCGAGACAUGUCCCAGUUCGCGGAUGAUGGUGCCAACUCUGUUUCACCCGAUGAAGAAGAUAAUGAAUUUGCAGAUCUUCUUCCUCGAUCUACAAACCGUUCACCGGACCGCAGAAUGUCUGAAACUUCUAACUUAUCAGUCUCCCUCAUGAUGGAAAAAACGUCUUUGAAAAGAGAACUACCGAAACUUCUGCAGGCUUUCAAUGAUGCAAAGAGAUUAGAGCAAGAACUGGAAAAUGCACGAGCCGCUAAAAAUGGGCAUUCAGAAGUUACUUCGUCGACCUCUUCGUUGAACGCUAACACUGCAUCACCACCCUCGUCUGUGUGGUCCCCUUCAUCGAGUCUGUUGAUGGGAUCAGCUUCAAAGCUGAGUCACGAUUUGAAUAAUUCCAUCUUUUCAACUAGUAGCAAUGCAGAAUCAGAAGAUGAUGCGAAAGCUACCGACGGCUUGUUGCAGAGAAAAAAAACCCCGUCUACAACUUUCCUCCCCGCCGAAGGCUUUACAAAUUCAUUCCACAGAGACAACCAAAGCAUGUGGCCUUCGGUACAGCAACACCCGUCUUCUCUCCGACACAGUCGUGCUACUCAGGGUUUCAGUAGCAAUGUUCUGAACAACCUAUACGGUUUGAGUGGUAAACAUCCGCCAGGUGGUUCGAAUUAG